Molecule: messenger RNA, 696 nt
Organism: Talaromyces proteolyticus
Lineage: Eukaryota; Fungi; Ascomycota; Eurotiomycetes; Eurotiales; Trichocomaceae
Exons: 2
Coding region: 107-556 (149 amino acids)
Source: RefSeq, a predicted model, not a curated record
UUUCCUUUGACUAUAACGCUGUGGUGACUCAACAAUUCAUUCAUUAGACGACUAUCAACCUUCAGGCCAAAAAAUCAAAAACAUCUCUGGUCGUCUUCAUAACAAAAUGAGGUCUUUCACAAGCAACUUGGCCGUAGCCUUAUUGAUCGUUGGGUCUUUGGCUGCUGGUCUUGAUAGACGGCAAGAUGCGAGUUCUACGGAUCCCGACGCUGGAAUCACCAUCACAGGCAAUAACCAAGGUAACUCGGGCAGUGCUACGGUAGUUAUAGCGAAUAGCAUUGGGAACGGUGUAGGUGAUACUACCAUAUCUGUAUCGAAUGGUGUCACACAAACUGCUUCCGCCGCUGGAACAACUAUCACAGGCGAUAACCAAGGCAACUCAGGGAGUGCUACGGUGGCUGUAUCGAAUGGCAGCAGUGCCACACAAUCUGCUUCAGCACAAGCUACUUCAACAAGCCAUGGAGCAGCCAUGGGUAUGGGGCUAGAGCCAACUACCCUGCCAUUGUUAGCUGGCGGUGUUCUAGCAGCGGCUGCUAAUGCAGUUUUCCUUCUAUAAGGAAUAAGGAAGUGAUGGAGAGUAAUGGGUAUUUCUUUUGGUGUAUUGAAAACUUCUGCAGCCUGUGUCUGUCAGGUGCAAGGUAAUAGGUUGUACAUUAGCUUAGGUAAUCUUAUGUUGCAAAUAUCGGUCAGGGGAAA